GAUAGAAUUUUCAAGCUACUUUUUCUUAAUCAAUCUUUGACAAGCACAGUCAUAAUUUAUCUGGACUAACGUCUUCUCCCUGCCUCGAUGUUAGUGAGAGGAAAGCCAAUACGAUCUUGAUUUUGUCUAUUGCAGACGAGAUCUCUUUUUAGAGACCCGUCUGCCUCUCGCUCCAUAUCAUUGUCCACCGCUAUACCAGCGUCCAUUCAAUACUUGAACGAUGACACCUCUGUAUGAAAAUUAAAUGUUUACAAAGAUAAUUAAUAGAAAGUCUAAAUGAUAAUGCUGGACACCAACCACUUCCUGUCCUUUGAGCCCGCCCCCUUGGACUCUGUUCUAAUGGGGGAAGAGUUGGACAAGCAGAAUUUGAGGAUGGAUUACGAGAGACAAACCUAUCACAGCCUAAAAGAAGGUGGGUGGGGUUAAAGACUGAAAUAUUGUGGGUGGGGUUAGAAGACUAAAAGAAGGUGGCUGGGGUUAGAAGACUAAAAGAAGGUGGCUGGGGUUAGAAGACUAAAAGAAGGUGGCUGGGGUUAGAAGACUAAAAGAAGGUGGCUGGGGUUAGAAGACUAAAAGAAGGUGGCUGGGGUUAGAAGACUAAAAGAAGGUGGGUGGGGUUAGAAGACACUCUGGAGAGGGGAGAUCUGAUUUGUGUGUUUGUCAUUUUAGAUGUAGCCUAGCCAUAGAUGUUAUAAUUCACAAGUUUAUGGUCUAGCACAAGCUUUGGGUUUGGUUCUGUAUGGUGACCAGACUUCUGUCAAGCUUCAUAUGACCCCUUCUUGCUCCUUAUUGAUGCGUGCCGUGAAUCAUAAUAAAGGCAUUCGCUUUGGUCAUUCCUCAUAUAUUCUUCUCCGUAACUCCCUGGUUGUGGUGUGUAAUGAUCAAGCUAAUGUCCAAAUGGUGAGGUCAUUGGAUGAUUACUGCGCUUUGCAAAUAUAACUGUUCUAAUGGCCAUGCCAAGUGUGUGCACAUGUGAGUUUACAAGGGACACUUCUAGGUUGGUGUGUGGGAAAGGGGAAGGGAUACCUAGUCAGUUGCAGAAAUGAAUGCAUUUAACCGAAAUGUGUCUUCUGCAUUAAACCCAACCCCUCUGAAUUAGAGAGGUGCGGGGGGGCUGCCUUAUUCAACGUCAUCGGCACUCGGGGGAACAGUUGUUGUUGGGGGUUAAUUGCCUUGCUCAAGGGCAGAAUGGCAGAUUUGGGGAUUUGAACCAGCGACAUUUUGGUUACUGGCCCAACGCUCUUAACCGCUUGUGUGUGUGUGUGCGCAUGCACACACAGUAGGUGUGGGCUAUGCUGUGCAAGGUCUGGGCCCUUUGGGGACGGUGGCAGACAUAUAUUUAAUUAGACCUAAUGACACAUGAGCACACUGGGAUUAGAUCAUGUUGGCCCUCCUCCCUGUUAUUUUCUCUCUUUCUCUCUCUGCAUUCUCUCUCUCUCUCUCUGCAUUCUCUCUCUCUCUCUCUGCAUUCUCUAUCUCUCUUCUCUGCAUUCUCUCUCUCUCUCUGUAUUCUCUCUCUCUCUCUCUGCAUUCUCUCUCUCUGCAAUCUCUCUCUGCAAUCUCUCUCUGCAAUCUCUCUCUCUCUCUCUCUCUCUCUCUCUCUCUCUCUCUCUCUCUCUCUCUCUCUCUCUCUCUCUCUCUCUCUCUCUCUCUCUCUCUGCAUUCUCUCUAACUUUGGAGGCCUGGGGCCAGAGUUGGGCUUUGUCCCAGUAUUCUAAUAAAUAGCCCUCUCCUUGUCCUACUUCCUCCAUGACUGCAGCAGAUCCAGAGGGAUCUUCAUGGUGGAACUUAGAACUGUGUCCCUUGCUUUCAGAUGUCAGUAGUCAUGAAGGAAUGACGCCAUGGAUGGAAAGGAGAGGUGUGGAAGAGUAUUUAGAUGUAGGUCUGGACUGAAGGGAAGCAGGACACUCACUUAGCCUGGGUCCUUUCAAGAGAUGUGUAUCUAGUGUGAUUCAAACACACACAGUAGUUUAGGUGGUUAGGGGUCAGCAGUGGUGGAAUAAGUACCCAUACUUACUCAUACUUGAGUAAAAGUAAAGAUACCUUUUUAAUAGAAAAUUACUCAAGUAAAAGUGAAAGUCACCCAGUAAAAUACUACUUGAGUAAAAGUCUAAAAGUAUUUGGUUUUAAAUAUACUUAAGUAUCAAAAGGAAAUGUAAUUACUAAAAUAUACUUAAGUAUCAAAAGUAAAAGUAUAAAUCAUUUCAAAUUCCCUAUAUUAAGCAAACCAGAUGGCACCAUUUUCUUGUUUUUUUAAUUUACGGAUAGCAAGCACUAGUUCCUGGUGUAUCCUUUAGGGGUUCUUCAAAUUGAAACUGUUGGGGAACCCCUAUAAGUUAUUUGAAGAACCCCUUUUAAAAGUGUUCUUGAAAGAACCCCUUUUAAUGGAUCCUCAAAGAACCUUUUGAAUAACCUUUUGGGGUACAUUUUUGAACUACCCCCCCCCUCCCUAUUUUUAUAAAUAAUAAUGCGCAUAACAAGAACACAAUAUUUUAGUUUUCAGUGUUUAUUAUGAUUUUAGUGGCAAAGCAGAAUAAAGAAAUCUAAAUAUGAGGUGAACUCCCAGCAAAGCCCCAAGUCCAAUGGGUAUAUCCUCUGGCAUGUUGAUGUUAAUGUUCUUCGUAUCCAUAGCCAGAAUGAUUUUGCAGUGCAUGGUGAUCGAACAGGUUUUCUGUUAUAUUAAUAGGGGAGGGUGAAGUCAGUGAAUCCAAAACGUUUUAAUUAUACAGAUUUUUAACAAAACAUGCACACGACAGUAUUCAUACCUUGGUUUUUGUGGUAAAUGUUAAUGGAAAAACUGUUUUGAUAAUGGUUUUCAUACACAUACCUUGUACCUUGUCCAUAAUGUAGAGGCCUAUGGGAUUUUCAUUGAAGAGGUAAGGGUGGAGGAUGGUACAUGUAAUCUGAAUAACAUAUCAAUACCAAUUGACAUGCCUUUGUAUGCCUCCUUGUCUGUAUACCUGCAGACAGACACAAAAGUGAGCAGUUCAGUCAUCUGUGCCCAAUACAGCUAGCCUUCAACAUAUUCUCAUAGCCAACAUAUUCUUACCUUUGUUGAUUGAUAGCCAUUGAAAUGUGUCCAUUUUCUGUUUUAGAAAGAUUUGCCCGAAUAUGAAAAGAUGGUAUCAUCAUAAAACAGUAUCAAUGUAGAUCGGUUCAGGACGAACCUUACCUUAAAUUGAGGAGAUCUUUACAUUUUUCAGUUAAGUGCCUGCACCUGCUGUCCUUUCAAAUUCAAAUCCAAGUGUUUCAGUCUGGCAGUUAGGUUUCUGCAAGAACCCCCACCAACUAAGGAGGUUCCUUGAUGAACCCCACCUCCUAUGGGGUUCUUGGAAGUACCUUUUAGGGGCCAUUUUCAGUGCCAAGAACCCUAAGGAUCUUAGAAGAACCCUUGUUGAACCACUAAUUUUUAGAGUGAGGGGCACGCUCCGUCACUCAGACAUCAUUUACAAACGAAGAAUUUGUGUUUAGUGAGUCCGCCAGAUCAGAUGCAGUAGGGAUGACCAGGGAUGUUCUCUUGAUGAGUGUGAAUUGGACCAUUUUCCUGACCUGCUAAGCAUUCAAAAUGUAACGAGUACUUUUGGUUGUCAGGGAAAAUGUAUGGAGUAAAAAGUACAUUAUAUUCUUUAGGAAUGUAGUGAAGUAAAAGUAAAUGUUUUUUUACUUAAGUACUUUAUCCACUGGGGGUCAGGUCAGUUGUUCUGACUGGAAGACUUAUAAGGACCUGCUUACUUCCCUUAAUUGUUGCAAGAUUUGCAGUACCAACAAUUCAUUCUGCAUUCUUCACAUUGAUGCAUUGCAUACCAUAGCUCGGCUUGAUAAUACAGGCUACUGUGAAGAAUGCAUAGUAAAAGGUCGACCUAAGAAUGGCAGUGGUAAAACAGUGAGAAAACAGUCUGCUGACUGACAAGGCUGACUAUUGCCGCCUGCAUCGCUCUGUCAUGACGAUGUGUCAGGUGCAACAAUUGUCCUAUCUAUCUCACCCCUCCUAGAUUAUCUUUCGCUCUCUCAGCUACCAUUCAUCUCAUCUUUCGCUCUAUAUAUCUAACCAUUAUCUAUCUUUACGAUUUAUCUAUCUCUUAGCUAUAUCUAUCAAAAACUAUCUAUCUCUUUCGCAUCUAUAUAUAUACCAAUCAUCUCUCUCUUUUGCUCUCUUCUCUCUUUCGCUCUCUCUAUCUCCCCCUCUAUCUCUCUCAUUCGCUCUCUCUCUCUCUUUCGCUCUCUCUAUCUCCCCCUCUAUCUCUCUCUUUCGCUCUCUCUAUCUCCCCCUCUAUCUCUCUCUUUCGCUCUCUCACAGACACACAUACAUUAUUUCUUCUCUGUGUGUUUUUAUAAGCGUACUGCGGACACAACAACCAUUUGAGUUUAGAAACAGGAAGUGUGUAAUAAAUGCCACCGUACUCUGCCCUCCCUUUGCCCUCUGCCACAGCUUUUUUUUUUUUUUUUUUUUUAAGAGUGAGGGAGGAAAUGAAAGAGAAUGAAAGCGAGCGGGAGCUGGUUCUGUCCAUUGAGUCCUGCUCCAGCUGUCUGCUCCAGUGUUCGUUGACACAAGGAUAAGGAUCUCUGCCAUGUGGAUGGACUGUUCAGUGUAGGAUGGCAGUCUGGGCCUGAAACUCUGGUUUUGAAGAGGUGGUUGUUGUUUCCAUGCUGGCAGUUGCUGACUCUACCUCUCUCUGUCGUCAUGCAGUGCUCCAGCUCAAACUACAGCAGAGACGCACCCGGGAGGAGCUGGUCAGCCAAGGGAUCAUGCCACGUAAGUAGUGCCCAAACUCUCUAUCCUUAUCUCUAGAGUCUAGACCAGCAAAUAUAAUAGAAUGUCACCCUCUGCAUGCUUGACCAGCACAGUGUCUGUUCCUGGUCCCCUUGGACUGACAGGCCUGUUGUGUUGUUAUAAUUUGCAAUGGGUUGUUGUAAUUUGCAUUGUGUUGUUGUAAUUUGCAUUGUGUUAUUGUAAUUUGCAUUGUGUUGUUUAAUUUGCAUUGUGUUGUUGUAAUUUGCAUUGUGUUGUUUUAAUUUGCAUUGUGUUGUUUUAAUUUGCAUUGUGUUGUUUUAAUUUGCAUUGUGUUGUUUUAAUUUGCAUUGUGUUGUUUUAAUUUGCAUUGUGUUGAAAUUUGUGUUGUGUUGUAAUUUGUGUUGUGUUAUGCUCUGAGGUAUUAUCAAGUGGGCCAGCCAGCUUCCCCUUCUGUGUCCACUUCCUGUUCUGUUCUGUUCAGCAGCUGAAGAGACUGAGGAUACUCAGUGUUCAGCUGUCGAUAGGAGGAAGUGCAUGGGCUACUUCUUACAGGAGAGAGGCACUGAUUGCCAAUAUACCACAGCUAAGGGCUGUAUCCAUGCACGCUGCAUUGCGUCGUGCCUAAGAACAGCCCUUAGCUGUGGUAUAUUUGCCAUAUAGAACACCCCCUCGGGCCUUAUUGUUUAAGUGUCUAACCUGGCCAUAAGAUGGACCUCUCUCUCUCUCUCCCCUGUGCUCCCAUUCUUAUUGCACAACAACAACAGGCCAGGAGAACUAUGUUUCUCCACUGUGGCCUGGCUCAGACAUACAGGUCUUUAUUACAGAUUAGGCCAGAUUACUGAGGAUCAGGUUGUCGUCUUGUGGAGGACGAGGCAUUACAAACCAGCCUUUAAAAGGGACUUCUUAUGACCAUGGCCCAAAGCUAUACCAGAAAACUGCUUUACCGUCAAGGUUCUGUAGAGUUAGUAGACAGUAAUGUGCUCAUGCCAUGGAUUUACAGUCACAGAGCAGUUGGCGCUAUAAAGCAGACUGAAUUACAGAGGAGGCUGGAUCCUCCAUGAUCCAUUUGCAUGUAUUUGUAGGCAAAUGUUGACUUGAUGUGAUUGGUUACAUCACAGGAAUCCCAGGCCGGUAUUUAGGCAUGCUAGUCUGCGACCCUCCUGACCUCCGGCUUGACUCCUUCCCGUAAGCCAGCGUUGCGUCCCUCAAUAAACAUGCACACACACACAGCAGGCCCAGACGUCACUGUUUGACAGUUGAGCUGAUUUAAGGCCUCACAUUGUGCAAAAGGUGAUGAGAUCUCCAGUGUCCCUCCAACAUCCUCUUCAACCAUCCAGUGUGCGUGUGUGUGUGUGUUUGUGUGUCCACAUUUAUUAAUGUGUCUGUGUUUUCCAACUUCUGAAUGAUGUGACACACACACCCACACCCACACCCACACCCACAGGGGCAUGCUGAAGACCGAUACAGUUGAAGAGAGUGAUGAAUGUAGAAAAUCCCUCUCUCAGAAAGUCGUUCCAUCACUGCUCUCUCAUCUCAAAGCUCCUGGCUGCACUGUAAUUCAGAUCUUUUUUGAUUGUUCUAUGGGUUCUCAUGCGUACACUUCUCGUAUGCUAUAGCAGGCUGUUCCUCCUUCACUGUUGUGCUGAAACAGGUCACUCACUAGUUCUAUUUUCUCCUCUUACUGUUUGGUGGAUAGAACUCCAGUGACCUUUUCAUAUAGAGAGUUCUGUUUUGAGCAUCUGUUCCUCAAUAUCAGCUCUCACACUGUCAGUCUCCAGUGGUGAUGUACUCUGUACUCAUUUGUUGGAGUUUUCGUUCACGGCCGUUCCUUUAUUCUUUUCUCUCACCACAGCACUGAAGAGUCCGGCGGCCUUCCACGAGCAGCGGAGGAGUCUGGAGAGAGCCAGGGUAAGUCUAGUAGUCUCUCCAGCUCUCUUUCUCUCUUUAGUUCAACAAGUGCAGUCUUUGUUGAAGUGCACCUCUCCCUCGCUUCUUUCUCCAUCUCCUGUUCCUUUCUCUGUUCAUCUUUUCCACCUUUCCCCUCUCCCUUACAACUUUGUCUCUUUCAUCUCUCCUCUCACUCCCCCAUAUCUCCCCCCCUCCCCUAUCUCUCCCUCUCCCCCCAUCUCUCCCUCUCCCCUCUCCAUCUCUCCCUCUCCCCUCUCCCUUUGUAUCUCUCCUCUCUCCUCUCAUCUAUCUCUCCUCUCCUCCCUUCCAGACUGAGGACUAUCUGAAGAGGAAGAUCAGGAGUCGUCCUGAGCGCUCAGAGCUGGUCAGGAUGCACAUACUGGAGGGUGAGUCACAGCACCCCCUCUCUGAUCACCACAGAACUACACCCUCACACACACUACUUCUCUAGAGGCAGUGAGCCACUGGACAAAAAUAUAAACGCAACAUGUAAAGUGUUGGUCCCAUGUUUCAUGAGCUGAAAUAAAAGAUCCCAGAAAUGUUCCAUACGCACAGAAAACGUAUUUCUCUUAAAUGUUGUGCACACAUUUGUUUACAUUCCUGUUAGUGAGCAUUUCUCCAUUCCCAAGAUAAUCCAUCCACCUGACAGGUGUGGCAUAUCAAGAAGUUGAUUAAACAACAUGAUCAUUACACAGGUGCACCUUGUGCUGGGGACAAAAGGCCACUCUAAAAUGUGCAGUUUUGUCACACAACACAAUGCCAUAGAUGUCUCAAGUUUUGAGGGUGCAUGCAAUUGGUGUGCUGACUGCAGGAAUGUCCACCAGAGCUGUUGCCAGAGAAUUUAAUGUUAAUUUCUCUACCAUAAGCUGCCUCAACGUCGUUUUAGAGAAUUUAGCAUUACGUCUAACCGGCCAAAUACAGUGUUUUUUUUUCUUCUCUUCUCUCUUAACACAGAGACAUCAGCGGAGCCGUCUCUGCAGGCCAAGCAGCUGCAGCUGAAGAGGGCCAGGCUGGCUGAUGACCUUAAUGAUAAGAUCUCCCACAGACCUGGUCCUAUAGAGCUCAUCCACAAGAACAUCCUGCCUGUAGACCUGGACUGUCCUCUGCAGCACUCACUACUGGGUAUGCACACACACUGUCCACUGCAACACACACACACACACUGUCCACUGCAACACACACACACACUGUCCACUGCAACACACACACACACUCUCCACUGCAACACACACACACACUAUCCACUGCAACACACACACACACACUGUCCACUGCAACACACACACACACUCUCCACUGCAACACACACACACACUGUCCACUGCAACACACACACACACUGUCCACUGCAACACACACACACACUCUCCACUGCAACACACACACACACUGUCCACUGCAACACACACACACACUGUCCACUGCAACACACACACACACUCUCCACUGCAACACACACACACACUUUCCACUGCAACACACACACACACUGUCCACUGCAACACACACACACACUGUCCACUGCAACACACACACACAUCGGCCCCUGCCACACUCACUACUGGGUACGUACACACAAACACACACACACAGAAUGUCCACUGAAACACUCACUUCUGUUCUAGGUAUGUACCCAUUUUUAUUGUCCAGUGUAACAUACAUUACAGAUCAAGUAUACAACACUACUACUCAUUGCAACACUUUACUGGGUAUAUAGUGGAACUUCUAUUGCGUAUGUGCACAACAACACAUUAGUCAACUGGGUAGGAGCGUCCUUCCUGAGCACAGUCCACUGCAAUACGUUUACUGGCCAGGAGAAUUAGUCCCUCACUCAGACAAAUGUACCCAACCAUUCCCAAACUCCCUACAGUGUUUUUUCAAUUCUUGGCCUCUUUAUCUUCAAUUAAUAACUGUUCAUGGUUCACGUUCAAAUGUUCCUCAAAUGUUAUCAUUGCAAUACAUCAAUUUCACAAUUCUGGACUGGUGUGAGGACAUUGUUAUUGCUAAAUCCUUGUGCUGGAGAGACUGUGACCACUUCCAUCAUUAGUCAUUAUUGUUUGGAAAUCGCCUCUUUUUGUAUUGGCAAUUACUAUUCCCUCUGUUUGAAAUACAGAUAUUUGUUGUAGUGCUACUCAACCUCACAACAAAUCAACUUGUUAUUGUAGACAAUCAUUUGUUUGGCGAGAAGAACGGUGAAAUAGAGGUUUAAUAAAUGUCUCUCUCAGAUUCUCCAAAGGCUGCAGGAGAAUCCUCAUUGGAUGAGGACAGCAGUGAUGCAUUUUCUCCGGAUACGCUAGCCAAUCACGACUCUCCACUGGGUCCUCUCUCCCAGCUGUCCCCCUCUGACAUGCUCACUCAGAACAGGGACAUGUCCCCCUCACAGGUAGUUGGUUGAAGUCUUUUUUGUACAGUACGUAUAGCCACAGAAUGGAGACAGACAUGUAGCCACUGGUAUUCCUGCAUGCUUACAUAGACAAGUAAUCACAGGAGUUGUCCCAUUAUUGACGCUUAAACUGACCAAUCAGAUGUUUUCUCAGUUCCUUACCCAGGUCCCACCUCCUCCUCCUCCUCCGCUGUUGGUGAAUGGCCAAGACUCAUUGCCACCACAGAGGCUGACCAAUGGGACAGCGAUGUCGGUAGCUUCCCGCCCUGCUACUGGUCAGACCAAGGUGAGAGACAUCCCCUGUCGUUUGUCUAUCAGAGUAUCAUGGAAUGUAAUACUUUCUGUAUACAAGCAAUCAUAUCUUACUUACUGUUUCUCACUCCCUCUCCCAAUCUGCCUGUCUUCCACCACUCCCAGUCGAAGCCCAGCUCGGAGCGGCCCCUCCUGAGGCCUAAGAAGGCCAAAGACAACAAGCCCAAGGUGAAGAAGCUCAAGUACCACCAGUACAUCCCUCCGGACCAGAAGGCUGACCGGGAGCCUCCCCCUCAGCUGGACUCCACCUACGCCAAGAUCCUCCACCAGCAGCAGCUUUUCCUCCAGCUGCAGAUCCUCCACCAGCAGCAGCAGCACUACAACUACCACACCAUUCUUCCUGCACCACCCAAGUGAGUGUGGGGGGGAGGGGGGGGGGGGGAGAGUUUUGUGUGUGUGUGUGGGGAAGAGGGGUGUGUGUGGUGUGGGGGGUGGGGAGGAGGUGUGUGGGGGGGGGGUGGGGGGGGAGAGGUGGGUGUGUGGGGGGGGAGGAGGUGGGUGGUGUGGGGGGGAAGGGGGGUGGGAGAGAGGGUGUGUGUGUGUGGGGGGAGGGGGGGAGAGGGGUGGGUGUGUGUGUGGGGGGGGGGAGAGGUGCUGUGUGUGGUGUGUGGGGAGGGGGUGUGUGUGGGGGGGGAGAGAGGGGGUGGGUGUGGGGGGGGGGGAGAGAGGUGUGUUGUGUGUGGGGGAGAGAGGUGUGUGUGUGGGGGGGAGAGGUGGGUGUGUGGGGGGGGAAAGGGUAUGUGUGGGAGAAGAGGUGUGUUGUGUGUGUGGGGGGGGGGAAGGGUGUGUGUGUGUGUGUUGGGGGGGAAGAGGUGGUGUGUGGGGGGGGGGGGGGGAGGAGAGGUGGUGUGGGGGGGGAAAGAGGUGUGUGUGUGUGUGGGGGGGGAAGAGGUGUGUGUGUGGGGGGGGGGGGGGAAGAGGUGUGUGUGGGGGAAGAGGUGUGUGUGUGUGGGGGGAAGAGGUGUGUGGGGGGAAAGGGGUGUGUGUGGGGUGGGGGGGGGGGAAGAGGUGUGGGGGGGGGGGGAGAGGUGGGGUUAAAGAGGUGUGUGUGUGGGGGGAGAGAGAAUAUUUGUGGGCGUGGGUGUGUGUUGUGGGAUUGGCGGUGUGGAUGACAGAUCACCACCUCAAGCUGAACCUUGGCAAGACGGAGCUGCUCUUCCUCCCGGGGAAGGACUGCCUGUUCCAUGAUCUCGCCAUCAAGGUUGACAACUCCGUUGUGUCCUCCUCCCAGAGUGCGAAGAGCCUUGGCGUGACCCUGGACAACACCCUGUCGUUCUCCGCUAACAUCAAGGCGGUGACCCGAUCCUGUAGGUUCAUGCUCUACAACAUUCGGAGAGUAGGACCCUGCCUUACACAGGAAGCGGCACAGGUCCUAAUCCAGGCACUUGUCAUCUCCCGUCUGGAUUACUGCAACUCGCUGUUGGCUGGGCUCCCUGCCUGUGCCAUUAAACCCCUACAACUCAUCCAGAAUGCCGCAGCCCGUCUGGUGUUCAACCUUCCCAAGUUCUCUCACGUCACCCCGCUCCUCCGCACACUCCACUGGCUUCCAGUUGAAGCUCGCAUCUGCUACAAGACCAUGGUGCUUGCCUACGGAGCUGUGAGGGGAACGGCACCUCCGUACCUUCAGGCUCUGAUCAGUCCCUACACCCAAACGAGGGCACUGCGUUCAUCCACCUCUGGCCUGCUGGCUCCCCUACCUCUGCGGAAGCAUAGUUCCCGCUCAGCCCAGUCAAAACUGUUCGCUGCCCUGGCACCCCAAUGGUGGAACAAGCUCCCUCACGACGCCAGGACAGCGGAGUCACUCACCACCUUCCGGAGACAUUUGAAACCCCACCUCUUUAAGGAAUACCUGGGAUAGGAUAAAGUAAUCCUUCUACCCCAUCCCCCCCCAAAAAAAAAAUUUAUAAAAUAAAAAAGAAACAAUAAAAAAUUUAUACAAAAUUAGUAAAGUGGUGAUCCCACUGGCUAUAAGGUGAAUGCACCUAUUUGUAAGUCGCUCUGGAUAAGAGCGUCUGCUAAAUGACGUAAAUGUAAAUGUAAAUGUGUGCAUUUUGAAAACAGGCAUCACAUCAUUCACUCUCUGCUGUCUAAUGGUUUGUGUGUAAGUAAGGGUGACAGCACCAACCUGUGUGUGGACUGACUCAUCUCUGUUGUUUCUCUCCUCAGACCACCUGCAGAGCAGCCACCUUCAACCAACCCCGGCCCCUCCCUUUUGCGCAGUGUUCCCCCGACGACCCCUGCCCCUUCCAAUCAGAAUGGGUCAAGUCGUCAGAGCCAAACCCCUGUGGGAGGGGCCAAACCGUUGACGCUACCAGCCAACCUGGAUGACUUCAAAGUGAGUAGAUGUUUAUAGAAAUACACUAAUAUUUUCUAUCGGUAUUGAUCUGAAACACACCAUAGAUUAAAUCAACAAGGUGAAUACAUAGAAAUAGAAUUCUACUUAUGUGUGUAGACACUACCUACUGGGAAUUUAUAAUAGAAUUCUACUUCUGUGUGUAGACACAAUAAUUACUGGGAAUUUAUUUUUCACCUGUCCAUUUAUUCCAGAUCAGUGCAGAUAAAGAAAGGGACAUUAGAAGAGAACAACUUUAGACUAUUGCUAUGCACCUAUAGAUAGACAGACAGACAGACAGAGAGACAGACACAGAGAGGGAGAGAUGGACAGACGGACAGAGGGAGAGACGGACAGAGGGAGAGAGGGAGAGACGGAAGGACAGACAGACAGACAGACAGACAGACAGAGGGACGGACAGACAGACAGCGGGAGAGACAGACGGACAGACAGAGAGGGAGAGACAGAGAGGGACAGACAGAUAGAGAGACAGACAGACAGACAGACAGAACGGAUCAGAAUCAUAACUGUGCUUUUACAUCUUCUUCUUCCCUCCAGGUUGCUGAGCUGAAACAGGAGCUGAAACUGCGGUGUCUGACCGUGUCUGGCACCAAGAUGGACCUGAUCGAGAGGCUGAGGAACUACCAGGAGCAGAACAGUGGAGGUCGAACUGGUGUUACUGCUACUGUAUCCCCUAAACCCAGCCUACCAACCCCAUCGCACGCCUCAACCCAACCUGCUGGCUCCACCAGUCCUGCCCCCCCCCAGGCCGGGACCAAUCCCCACACCCACCAAUCAGAAGAGGCAGCAGGGAAGAUACCCGCUUUCUCAUUGGCUCAGAGUGCCACUCCGGCCUGUAUUAUGAGGUUUGGCAGUACAAGCUCCUCCCCUCCAGUCUCCCCCACCCCGUCAGAAUGGUCGCUGGUGGUGAUGAGCCCCGACGAGACCAGCUGUAAUGGAGACGUGUUUGGCGAGAUGGUGAGCUCUCCCCUGACCCAGCUCAGCCUGCACCCCUCCCCAGCCUCCAUCAAAGAGGAGAACCAGGGUCACUUAUCCACCUGCAGCCUCUCCCAGUCCCGGCCUUCUCCCACCGCGCAUCAGCCUGCCGCCCCACCUCAGGAGCCCCUGGCUGGGGCAACCAUGGAGGCCUCCCCCUUGGACAAGGACCAGAUGCUUCAGGAGAAGGACAAGCAGAUUGAGGAGCUGACACGCAUGCUGAGGCAGAAACAGAGGCUGGUGGAGACCCUGCGCUCCCAACUGGAGCAGGGGAAACAUACUGGAGCAGUGAGAGAGAUGGAGGGAGUACAGGACUUGGUGGUGAACGGUUAUGCCCAGGAGGCCCAAACCUCUACCAUCCUCCAUCCCUCUGUCACCAGGGUUAAGGAGGAGGUAGAGACAGAAGAAGGGCUGGAGGGAGUGGGCAAGGCUCAGCCGACACAGUGCUCUCAGCAGAGCCUGCUCAAACUGCAGCAGAUCCACCGGAUACAGGUUGAACAACAGACACAACCACAGACACAACAACAACCACAUACACAACUACUACAGACACAACAACAACAACAACAGACACAACUGCUACAGACACAACAACAACAACUACUACAUACACAACAACAGACACAACUGCCACAGACACAACAACAACAACAACUUCUACAGACACAACAACAACAACUUCUACAGACACAACAACAACAUCCACAGACACAACAACAACAACUUCUACAGACACAACAACAACAACUUCCACAGACACAACAACAACAACAUCCACAGACACAACAACAGCAGUCCAAACAGCUCCAGCAACAUCAGACACAGCAGACGCAGCAGCAGAAGACUUCGGCCCAGUUGUUACUCCAGCAGCAGCUGAUCAUCCAGCAGACCCAGCAGAAACCGCUCCAGCUGCAGGACAAACAGCUGCAGGACGAACAGCUGCAGGACGAAACAGCUGCAGGACAAACAGCUGCAGGACAAACAGCUGCAGGACAAACAGCUGCAGGCCCAGCAGAGGAGGCAGCAGAGACAUGCCCAGAGACAGCUGCAGGACAAACAACCGAGGCAGACAGUCACCCCACAACAGGUACAUUCAGUCAUUACAGCUCUCUAUCGUACAGUCUGUAGAUCUUCAGUAUAGGUAUACACACCGCUGACAGUCGCCACACAUCAGGUCCAUAUUUCAUAUUUAACGGAAUAAACUUGUCUGAAACCUGAAGACUUUAGCUCAACAGGCUAACAGUCUGGCAUGUGGGAGACAUGGGUUUCUAACCUCUUCCCCUUCUCUGUUGGGUCAUUAUCAUUGGCUCAUGUCUGGGCCCUGUGUUUGAAUAUGCUUCUGCCCUACUCCUUUCUCUUCAGGUCACUCCAGUCUUCAUCAGCCAACAGAAUGGCACCCAGGUCCCCGCCCAGACCUUCUCAUUGGACCUCCUCAAGUCGGGCGCCACGCCCACCCUGGUCACCGACGGCAAUGGCAACCACUACCUGAUAGCACUGACCAAUAACAGUGCAGAGGGCCAACAUGGCGUGACCUCAUUGGGCAAAACCAGUGGAUCACAACGUAUCACACUGCAGGUACAGUACAGUUACACUGGAAAUCUGCUAAUAAGUGUUACAGGUCUCUAUGUUGGAGGUGAAAUGAUUGUGUAAGAUGGUAGGACAGUGCAGUAAAAUAGCUCGGAGCUGAUUUGUCCUGUUAACUCAAUGGUAAAUAAAAUCUGCCCUUUUUACUCUAGCGAUUGCAGUCAACUCCAAGCAAGCUCCCCAGUCAAUUGCCAGCUGAGAUACUCAGCCCUGAUACCCAAUCAAAACAACAGUUACAACCAGGCCCCGUCAACCAGCCUAUCAAAAAGGUAUUAAAAUUACAAAAAAUCGUGACAGAAACAAGAUUUUCUCUCUCUUACACACACACAAUAUUAGCGGUCACUGUCUACCAAUACUGUCUGUAAAACAAGGAUAGGGUGUAAACCUGUCCCUCUGAGGACUAAAGUAGUUUGCUGGGUUGGAUGCUGAAUCGCCACAAGGCUGCCGGCUAGAGCAGUAUUGAUGCUGUCUUGACUGACUUGUCACACACAUCACCAUCAACCAACACACUGGAGAUCUUUAGGGUUCUUUAAUGGGUAACUGUAGGUAAUGGUUCUACAAGGUAGAAAAGAUAACCUAUUAUAAGUACACAAUAAUAUGUAAAAGGGGUAUGUAUGGCUAUACACAGAUAGACCUGAAAUAUGCAUACAAUAUAAUCUAACUAAGAUAUAUAUUACUAUACAGAAUACAAUACUAAAAUGACUAACUUAACUGAAUGAUAAAUAUUCCAGAAUAGCAUAAAUAGCUGCAGUCUAUACACUGCUACCAUAAUAUAACUCUAAUAAGAUGCCACAGUUACAAGUAGGCUGUACAAUGUAACAAACUGCAUAAAGUAAAUGCAAUAAUAACAGGUUUGGGGUCACUUAGAAAUGUCCUUGUUUUCGAAAUAACAUCAAAUUGAUCAGAAAUACAGUGUAGACAUUGAGAGCUAGAGAGCAGAACUGACUUUAGAUCAGAGGCAGUGUGAGAAAGGGAAUACUCUGGAGUUUGGUCACGCUCUGACACACCCUUCUGGUGACAAAGGGUAACACAUGUGAAAGGCAGCCCCAAUGUGUCAGUGGUGCCUCUAACUUUUCACUUAUUAUUGCUGAUAAUGGGCCUCUGUACGCCUAUGUAGAUUUACAAUUAGCAGGCUAAAGAGAAUGUCUCUGAUUGGAUAGAAAGUUAGGGGUGAUUGACUGAUGAGAUGUUGGGCAUUCUAACUAAAGGGACUAGGGGUGCGUAGGGAAUGACUAAAUCUGAAUGCGUGGCCGUGUUAACACCGUCUUAAAAUGAUAACAAAAAUCAUGACUGUCCUUAUUUAAUUUCCGCUUCCCCCUCUCGUUCUGGAACAGAAGGUGGGUCUACAUCUAGAGACCAAUGGCAUGACCAAUGGGGUGCCAGAGACAAGUCAGUCUGUCUCCGCCCCGCCCAAUCUCCAUCCUUUCUUUGACGAGGUGUCCAACUUGUCUGAAAGCCAAAGCACCCCUCCCCCCUCCCUCAAGGUAAGACACAUUCUGCAAUGAUCAUUCAUGGCAUGUCAACAUCUCGUAUUUGACUUUUCAUUAAUUUAUUAUUUCUCUGUAGCCUAUUUCCUUCACCCUUCCCUCAUCCUUCUUUAUUCUCUCCUUCCACCCUUUCAGAGAGAAGUGUGUCCGACUUUUGACCGGCACACUUUGUUCACCCCUCCCUCUCCAAAACAGACCUCUUUCUCCUCCACUCAACUCCCCAAAGUAUGUCCUUCACUCCUGCCAUCUCUGUCUAUCCUGUCUAUCCCUGUCUAUCCCUGUCUAUCCCUGUCUAUCCCUGUCUAUCCCUGUCUAUCCCUGUCUAUCCCUGUCUAUCCCUGUCUAUCCCUGUCUAUCCCUGUCUAUCUCUGUCUAUCCCUGUCUAUCUCUGUCUAUCCCUGUCUAUCCCUGUCUAUCCCUGUCUAUCCCUGUCUAUCCCUGUCUAUCCCCGUCUAUCCCUGUCUAUCCCGUCUAUCCCUGUCUAUCCCUGUCUAUCCCUGUCUAUCCCUGUCUAUCCCUGUCUAUCCCUGUCUAUCCCUGUCUAUCUCUGUCUAUCCCGUCUAUCCUGCUAUCCCUGUCUAUCUGUCUAUCCUGUCUAUCCCUGUCUAUCCUGUCUAUCCCUGUCUAUCCUGUAUCCUGUCUAUCCCUGUCUAUCCUGUCUAUCCCUGUCUAUCCUGUCUAUCCCUGGUCUAUCCCGUCAUCCGUCUAUCCUGUCUAUCCCUGUCUAUCCCUGUCUAUCCUGUCUAUCCUGUUCCUGUCUAUCCCUGCUUCUCGUCUAUUUCUUUCUGUCGGUCUCAGUCCAUCUGUUAGCGUCGGUCUCAGUCCAUCUGUUAGCGUCGGUCUCAGUCCGCCUGUUAGCGUCGGUCUCAGUCCGCCUGUUGGCGUCGGUCUCAGUCCAUCUGUUAGCGUCGGUCUCAGUCCAUCUGUUAGCGUUGGUCUCAGUCCGCCUGUUAGCGUCGGUCUCAGUCCAUCUGUUAGCGUCGGUCUCAGUCCAUCUGUUAGCGUCGGUCUCAGUCCAUCUGUUAGCGUCGGUCUCAGUCCAUCUGUUAGCGUCGGUCUCAGUCCAUCUGUUAGCGUCGGUCUCAGUCCGCGUGUUAGCGUCGUUCUCAGUCCGCCUGUUGGCGUCGGUCUCAGUCCGCCUGUUGGCGUCGGUCUCAGUCCGCCUGUUGGCGUCGGUCUCAGUCCGCCUGUUGGCGUCGGUCUCAGUCCGCCUGUUGGCGUCGGUCUCAGUCCGCCUGUUGGCGUCGGUCUCAUCUCAAAUUUGCUCAAAGUAUCUAUAGUACUGUACAUGUUUGCCGAUUUUGUUAAACAGCCAUGAGUACUGUAAACUGUACUAAAUAUAAGUCCUCUUCUCCCAGGAGAACGGGCUGAGCAGUCAACAGAUGGACGAUCUGUUUGACAUCCUCUUGAAGAGUGGAGGUAAGAGAACAGAGCAGUACACAAAACGUAACACUCACAUAUAUAUCUUCAUGUCUCAUUGCCAAUACAUGAGCAAACCCAUUUUUUUAAUCGUUAAUAUUUAUGCUUUUUCUUUCUCUUCCCCAACCAGAAAUCUCUGGAUUCCGAGCCAACCCAGACCCUUCCCUGGCCCAAAUCCACUCCAACCCCCCCACCCCUCCCUCGUCCCCUCUCCACAUCUCGCCCCCCACCCCCCCUCCGGAGCCCUCCCUGCCCGCCUUGCCUUCCGAGCAGCCCUCGCCAUCGCCCUGCACAGGAAGUGAUCGUCUGGAGGACUUCCUGGAGAGCACCACGGGCACUGAUGGAGGCCUAACUUUGAUUGAUGACCUCCACAGCCAAAUGUUGAGCACCUCCAGCAUCCUGGACCAUCCCCCCUCCCCGGUGGACAUGGACACCAGCGACCUGGGCUUCUCCCCCCACCCGGCAGGGCUUGACUUCGGGGACCCAGCCCUGGACAGCAUGGACUGGCUGGACAUCUCUAUGGGUGGUGGAGGAGGGGGGACGAGUCUCGCCCCUCUGGGCCCCCACACGCCUCCCAGUGUGUUCUCAGCAGACUUUCUGGACAGCUCGGACCUCACGCUGCACUGGGACUCUUGUUUGUAG
Coregonus sp. 'balchen' is the source of this 17795-nucleotide messenger RNA. The record is from the annotation of a GenBank genome assembly. Lineage: Eukaryota; Metazoa; Chordata; Actinopteri; Salmoniformes; Salmonidae.